AUGAGGCUCGCUCCGACUGUGGCUGCUGCCCUGCUCGGCCUUGUGCCCGAGCUCACCCUGGCCACCUCCCCUGAGGCGUCCGCCGAUCAAUGCUGUGCCGCUCUCCUCAAGAGUAAGGUCGGCGACAAGGUCGUCCGUCCCAGCAGCGCCGCCUACAAGAAGUCUGUACAGUCGUACUGGUCUGUCAAUGUCCAGCUCGAGCCGACUUGUAUUGUGCAGCCCCAGUCCGCAGAUGAUGUCUCGGCCGCCGUGAAGACACUGACCACCGCUGGUGGUGACGAGCCCUGCAAGUUCGCUAUACGCAGUGGUGGCCAUAUGACCUGGGCGGGCGCGAACAACAUCGAGACCGGUGUGACCGUUGACCUUUCGAACAUGAACAGCACUGUUUAUGACAAGGAGGCUGGUAUUGCGUCCAUUCUUCCUGGAGCGCGCUGGCAGGCUGUGUAUAAGACGCUGGAGGAGUACAAUGUUGUCGUCCCAGGAGGCCGUACCGGUCCUGUCGGUGUCGGCGGAUUCUUACUCGGAGGAGGAAACUCCUUCCACGCCGCCCGCGUCGGACUCGCCUGCGACAGCGUCGAGAACUACGAGGUCGUCCUCGCCAGCGGCCGCAUCGUCAACGCCAACAACUCCACCAACAGAGACCUCUUCAAGGCCCUAAAGGGCGGCGCCAACAACUUCGGCAUCGUCACCAAGUACGACCUGAAGACUAUCGACAACGCGCACAUGUGGGGUGGACUGACGGUGUUUACGCCCAACUCGACGGAGCAGGUCAUCUCGUCGGCUGUCAAAUUCGUCGACAACAUCGAGAAAGACCCUUAUGCUUCGUGGAUUGGUCUGUGGACGUACAAUGCGACUGUUGACGAGCUUACUGUGGGCAGCCUCCUGCAGUACACCAAGCCUGUUCCUCGCCCUGCUGCCUACAACGACUUCUACAAGAUUUCUAACGUCUCUUCCACGAACGGCCCCCAGACUUUGCUCCAAGCGACUACUGAGAUCCAGCAAGCUGGAGGCAAGCGAAAUGCCUUCCUGACGGGAACCUACCUCAACAGCGCCGAUAUCCUCCGCAAAGCCCUCGAGAUCCAGAAGAGGAAGAUCGAAGACGCAAAGACCGUCGCCAAGGGCAAGGACUACACCCUGCUCGUCAUCAUCCAGCCCUGGCCCAAGCUCUUCUGGCAGCGCAAUGAGGGCAAUGGCAUUGGCAACGUGCUUGGCCUUGAGCGCUUCGACGAGAACAUGAUCCAGGUCCUGUAUGAUUACACGUGGGAGGAGGAGGCUGACGACGAUGUCUUCCAGCGUCUGACGGAGGAGUCGCUGAACGAGCUGGACGACUACGCCAGGGACGCCGGUAAGUACAACGAGUACGUCUACCUCAACUACGCGGAUGGCUCGCAGAACCCGCUCGGUGGAUAUGGCGACGAGAGUGUCGAGUAUAUCCGCGAAGUGGCGCAACGAUAUGACCCUGAUGGCGUCUUCCAGACCCAGGUGCCUGGAGGCUUCAAGGUCAGCGAGGCGUAG
Messenger RNA from Aspergillus puulaauensis, 1515 nucleotides. RefSeq names its product FAD-binding oxidoreductase. The coding region runs from base 1 to 1515 and encodes 504 amino acids. Lineage: Eukaryota; Fungi; Ascomycota; Eurotiomycetes; Eurotiales; Aspergillaceae. The transcript has 5 exons. Gene Ontology annotation, molecular function: FAD binding. The record is from RefSeq and is a predicted model, not a curated record.